AUGAGUGGAAGCGGAGGCGGCAAGCUGAUUGAUCCGAGCCCGAAGCUGGAGCUUAAGCUGAACCUCUCGCCGCCCAAGAGCCGGUCAUCUUCUUCGUCGUUGGCAUCACAUAUGAGCGGCAGUAACUCGUGCCUCUCGUCUUCAGAGCAGCCAGAGGAAGCAUUAUCAGUCCCUGCCGAUCAUACUAACGACGUAUAUAAUAAUGAUGGCCAUGAUGAACGCUAUCAUGGCAGCGGCGGCACCUGGACGGAAGGAGCCUCCGGGGGAGGGGGGACGACAGUGACGAUGAGGCUGCUGGGGUGCCCGCGUUGUCUGAUGUACGUGAUGUUGGCUGCUGACGAGGACGGCCCGAGGUGCCCCAAGUGCAGGAGCUCCGUCCUCCUCGACUUCCUUAAUCAACACAGGACGUCCAUUUAA
Molecule: messenger RNA, 417 nt
Organism: Punica granatum (pomegranate)
Lineage: Eukaryota; Viridiplantae; Streptophyta; Magnoliopsida; Myrtales; Lythraceae
Source: RefSeq, a predicted model, not a curated record